This is a messenger RNA of Drosophila erecta, 1515 nucleotides long. RefSeq names its product spaetzle-processing enzyme. The record is from RefSeq and is a predicted model, not a curated record. The transcript has 4 exons. Gene Ontology annotation, biological process: proteolysis. Lineage: Eukaryota; Metazoa; Arthropoda; Insecta; Diptera; Drosophilidae. Bases 67 to 1515 code for a protein of 482 amino acids. Gene Ontology annotation, molecular function: serine-type endopeptidase activity.
UCCAAAAAAUUUCCCGACUGUGGCGUUGGUGAGCACUGCACAAACCUUGUAAAUUGCGAACCCUUGAUGUACUUUCUGGAAUCGGAGGAAAUGAGAACGUCCAACUACAAGCAAGAAAUAUUACAGGACAGACAAUGUGGUAAUGCAAAAUACUGCUGCCCAAAUAGAGGCCAUCAAGAAUUCUACAAGCAAUGCAUCAGUCUCGAUAAGUGUCUUCAGCUGAGUGGCCAAAAGAUGACGAUAGAUAUUCUGAAAUCAUCAAUAAACCGCAUAUGUCGCAUCGAUUUUCUGGAAGAAUACCUUCGCAAAAGAGUCUAUGUAUACUGUGAAAGAGAAGAGUUUGCUGAAUGCGAAUCCAAUGAGAUAUGUGCACGCAUCGGAAGCUGCCCUACUUUGGAGCUCAUCAAGAAACCCCCGAGAUAUGAAAUGGCCAACAAAAGAUUGAUGAGAAGGCAAUGUGCCGAAAAUUCUUACUGCUGUCCAAAGCAGGGUACAAACAGUACCACCAAACAGUACUACCAAACAGUAGUUUCAGUUUGCCAUCCCAAUCAAAGAUGUAUCCCAUGGAUUAAGUGCCACAAGAAUGUUAAACUUUCAUUGCCAAAUUCGAAGCCCCAUUCACCCGACAACAGAUGGUGUAACAUCGAUACCAGCGAGACACGUUUGGAGAAGCGCUUCUACACCUGUUGCCUGGAGCCAGGUAACGUUCUGCCAUCGUCCUGUGGACCAGUACCAUCGCCCUUCGAAAAUAAAUUUGACCGAGUGGUUAGGCCCAAUGCGUAUCCUUGGAUGGCCAUGCUUAUCUACGAGAAACGCAAACGCAAAGGCCCAUACGCGAAUAGCGUGUCCAAAUGUGCCGGCUCGCUGAUCAACACACGCUACGUGCUGACCGCUGCCCACUGUGUGACCAGAGGUGAAUCUAUAAGUCAGGGCUUGGUGCUAAGGAGAGUGCGGCUGGGCGAGCAUGACACCCACAAGAAUCCGGACUGCGACCAUGGCCCACCCUGCUCUGCCCCCUAUGUGGAGAUCGAUGUGGAGUACUUUAAAGUCCAUGAAGCAUACGCUAACACAUCGAGAUUCGAGAGCGACAUCGCCCUGGUGCGCCUCAAAGUGCCAGUUCGGUAUACAAAAGAAAUUCAACCGAUUUGUUUGCUGAAGGACCCCAUCAACUUACGUAAUAUGCCCUUGUUAAUAGCCGGUUGGGGCCAAACGGAAGUUGAAGCAAAUAGUUCGGUAUUGAGGUACGCCACCGUUUUUGAAGGCUUAAAAUACUGCAAGGAUACAUCGUUCUACCGCCCGGAAACACAAAUCUGCGCGGGUAGCCGGUAUGGAGAUAACGCCUGUGAUGGCGAUUCCGGAGGUCCCAUGAUGGUAAGCCUUCAUCAUGGCGGCGAGAAAUCCAUGUAUGUGGCAGGUAUCAUAUCAUAUGGAUAUAAAUGUGAUGGGGACACUGGAACUUUCUACACAGUCACUGGUACGUUCUUCAAAUGGAUAAAAGCAAAGUUGGAGCCCUAA